This is a messenger RNA of Bufo gargarizans (Asiatic toad), 729 nucleotides long. Its product is annotated as repetitive proline-rich cell wall protein 2-like. Lineage: Eukaryota; Metazoa; Chordata; Amphibia; Anura; Bufonidae. The coding region runs from base 1 to 729 and encodes 242 amino acids. The record is from RefSeq and is a predicted model, not a curated record. The transcript has 2 exons.
AUGCAGGAGCAGCCGGAGAGGACGCGGAGCUCCCCGGAGCGGGCUGACAAGCCAAGGGACACAGAGGGGACAGAGCCGCCCCGGGAACAGCCAUCUAUAGGGGACACAGAGGGGACAGAGCCGCCCCGGGAACAGCCAUCCAUAGGGGACACCGAGGGGACAGAGCCGCCCCAGGAACAGCCGUCUAUAGGGGACACCGAGGGGACAGAGCCGCCCCGGGAACAGCCAUCUAUAGGGGACACAGAGGGGACAGAGCCGCCCCGGGAACAGCCAUCUAUAGGGGACACAGAGGGGACAGAGCCGCCCCGGGAACAGCCAUCUAUAGGGGACACCAAGGGGACAGAGCCGCCCCGGGAACAGCCAUCUAUAGGGGACACCGAGGGGACAGAGCCGCCCCGGGAACAGCCGUCUAUAGGGGACACCGAGGGGACAGAGCCGUCCCAGGAACAGCCGUCUAUAGGGGACACCGAGGGGACAGAGCCGCCCCGGGAACAGCCAUCUAUAGGGGACACCGAGGGGACAGAGCCGCCCCGGGAACAGCAAUCCAUAGGGGACACCGAGGGGACAGAGCCGUCCCAGGAACAGCCGUCUAUAGGGGACACCGAGGGGACAGAGCCGCCCCGGGAACAGCCGUCUAUAGGGGACACCGAGGGGACAAAGCCGCCCCAGGAACAGCCGUCUAUAGGGGACACCGAGGGGACAGAGCCGCCCAGGAACAGCCGUCUAUAG